CCUGACAUGACGCUCUCCAGACUAUCACUGGCAGGGUCUUCCCAGAUCGUUCUGGCUCUCGGAAGACCGAGAUGACUGAACACCGCUUCAAGGAUCGGCACCUCCGCUUCAUGGUAUCGGCAGCUUCGCCUUGGCUUCCAUCUUCCCGAACGUUCGACCGCCUCAGCGUGUAUAAAAGCAAGCGUCACCGCCGUUUCCUCCAUUAGCACAUUCGACGCAAACCUCAGACUCUCACCCUAGCACACUCAAGCACACAAGCACACGCACUCACCAUGUCUCUCUCCCGCAUCUUGAACGAGUUCCGCCCGCUCGUCCGCAUGCUCGACGAGCCCCUCUUCCGCGCGCCGGGGUACUACAACCCAGGCUUCCGCGGGCGCAGCGCGCUCCUCGAGGACCCGUUCUUCCAGAACCUCAACACGCGCCCCGCUGUGGACGUGAGUGAGGACGCGAACAAGUACAUUGUGGAGGCGGAGGUGCCCGGCGUGAAGAAGGACGCGCUCGAGAUCCGCGUCGGCGACGGCGGGCAGAGCCUCACGAUUGAGGGCCGAUUUGGCUCGAGGCAGGGCGGCGAGCAGCCCGCGGCGGCGGACAACGCGCCCGCUGCAGCGACGGAGGGCACGUCAGAUUCGACCGCGGUGACGAAGGCGGCGGACGCGCCUAACCAGAUCUCGACCGAGCGCACCGUGUUCGGCAACUUCACGCGCACGGUGUGGCUGCCGCGCCCGGUUGACGCGAGCAAGGUAUCCGCGAAGCUGAACGACGGCAUCCUCACUGUCACCGUCCCGAAGGCGGAGGACAAGGGCAGCACCGUCAUCCCUGUCGAGUAAAUGCGAAGUUGGAGGUGGUUUCGUAGGAAGGAUGUCUCGAAAUCCUCUGUACUCUAGCAAUCCUGCAUAACCUGUCAUUCAUGGACUCCCCUGUAACAUAGUCAUCCAGCAAUCUAUACCUCUGCUCCGCUCCUCG
Molecule: messenger RNA, 963 nt
Organism: Schizophyllum commune H4-8
Lineage: Eukaryota; Fungi; Basidiomycota; Agaricomycetes; Agaricales; Schizophyllaceae
Product: HSP20-like chaperone
Exons: 2
Coding region: 273-827 (184 amino acids)
Biological process (GO): protein complex oligomerization; response to salt stress; response to hydrogen peroxide
Source: RefSeq, a predicted model, not a curated record